Molecule: messenger RNA, 2973 nt
Organism: Williopsis jadinii
Lineage: Eukaryota; Fungi; Ascomycota; Saccharomycetes; Phaffomycetales; Wickerhamomycetaceae
Gene: DCP2
Product: decapping enzyme complex catalytic subunit
Exons: 2
Coding region: 48-2618 (856 amino acids)
Biological process (GO): deadenylation-dependent decapping of nuclear-transcribed mRNA; nuclear-transcribed mRNA catabolic process, nonsense-mediated decay
Cellular component (GO): cytoplasm; P-body
Molecular function (GO): RNA binding; 5'-(N(7)-methylguanosine 5'-triphospho)-[mRNA] hydrolase activity; manganese ion binding
Source: RefSeq, a predicted model, not a curated record
CAACAACCGCCUCUCUCCAGUGCUUUAAGAGAAGGAAGAAAAGAACAAUGUCCAUUGCUUUGAGGGAUGGAUUCCAAGGACAAUCGCUUGAUCGGGUAUUAGAGGAUGUUCUCGUGCGAUUUGUGCUAUUCGCCCAACCGGAAGAGCCUGAAAGGAUCUUCUUUGAUAUUGAGCUUGCGCUAUGGUUCUAUCUCGACUUGAUACGUACGGAGCAUCCGCAGUUGCAGAACUUCAAGAUCAAGGCCUUCAGCAAGAAGUUGGCUGAGCUGUACCCUUUCCUAUGGGAUGGUGAUAUCGAGGAAGGGCUGAAAAAGUUCAGCGGCUAUAAGUCUUUGGUGCCUGUUCGAGGUGUUGCUCUGUUUGACAAGACUUUGACCAAGGUGCUGUUAGUUCAAGGUAUAGAAUCAAGAUCGUGGAGUUUCCCCAGAGGUAAGAUCGAGCAGGACGAAACCGACGUCCAGGCUGCUGUCAGAGAGGCUAUGGAAGAGGUUGGUCUUGAUGUGAAGCCCUACAUCAACGAGAAGGACUUCAUCGAAAGAACUGUCAAAGGGAAAAAUUACAAAAUCUACUUGUGUAAGAAUAUACCGGAUGACGUUGCAUAUCGUCCAACUGUUCGAAACGAAAUCGACGCAAUCAACUGGAAAAAUUUCAAAAGUUUGAUGAAGGAGAUUAGAAAGUCUCAAGGCAAUUACUUCUUGGUUGCCAUGAUGAUCGGACAGCUGUCUAAAUGGGUUAAGAAGCAGAGAGGUGAAAUUGACGAAGAAUCUCUCAAAUCCGAAGUUGAAGAACAACUCAAGAACAUGUUGGGUAUUGGCGAAGAACCUGUCAACGAUCCUGGAAGGGAGUUGUUGGAAAUUCUCAGAACUGCUACUGCCAAAAAGCAAAUACACGACCAACAGGUACACCAUGUGCCAUUACCAAUCACAGGGUUCCCAAUCUAUCCUUCAUUUGGUACGCCAUUCCACCCAGCAAAUGUUCAACCUUUCAGUAAUAUGCAUUUGAUUGCUCCAUUUGCACCACCUGUCAUUCCACACCCUGGAAUGAUCCCUGCAUAUCCUUUCCCUGUGGGAAAUGUUCUCAUGGGACCAAGACCACCACUUCCAGCACAACAGCAGCAGCAGCAACAACAACCUCCUAACAUUGCUCAGCUUCAAAGACCAAGUCUAGUCAUGAGAAACGAUCUAGGAAGUACAGAACUUUUGGGACUGUUAAACAAGAAAAAUGAAAAGCCCACAGCGAAGAAGUCCCCAUUGGCUUCACAGAAUGAAACAUUGUCAACUGAUAGACACAAGGAUAGCUUGCUGUCACUUUUGGGGAAAUCAGCACCUAAAGCAGUCGAACCAAGUGCUUCAAACGCAUCGAAGGAACUACUGGGAUUAAUAAAGAAACCAACAACCGCAGAGGUAAAAUCAACACCAUUACAGAAGUCCAAUAGUAAGAGCAAACCAAGCAGAUCGGCCACUCCACUUGGUAAACAAUCCAGACCACAGAGUCCGAAACCUCAAAGGGCCAAUAGCCCUAAGCCAAAGAUUAAGAUCUUGAAAAGAGAAGAUAAGAGUACAACACCACUCAAGACUGAAUCUAAGCAGUCCAAUUCAAAUUCAAAAUCAGCUAAAACUUCAUCAGCCGAAGGAUCUACAACCCCUAAUGCAGAAUUGUUGAGGUUAAUCCAACAAUCUCGUGAAGCUGAGGAUGACGAUGCUGAAUUAUUCGAAGACUUUACCGAUACAGAAGAUGACCUAGGCAUUACACCCGAAGAUAAAGGCGAGGUACGUGUACCUUCACCUGAACCUAUCAAGGUUCCAAGUUUCCACAAGGGGUUUGAAGAACGUGGAACAACUCCACCAAAAAAAUUCAAAAUCUUGAAAAGAGGAGAAGAACUUAAGGCUGUAUCACCAAUUCUAAAUGAAGACUUGAUACCUCAUACAAUGGCGGGAAAUGAAAGUAUAGCUUCUAUAAUCGAUUUUUCUGAUAGAAGCGGAGACGAAGUCGAGGCUGGCAACUCUUUCGAGGGUCCUGUUGAACUUAAAAAUGAUGGAGUUUCCGGUUCACAAGGAGUCACCAUGAAUGGAGGGUCUUCUACUAGUGAUGGGACUGAAACUCAGUCUAAAAGCGAUUUGAAUGCAACUAAUAACGGAAUGGUUAAAGAGUCUGAUCACACCUUGUCCUCUCCUAGCGAUGAGUUGAUGGGACUUUUACGCAAGGGUACUGAACCGAAACAAGGAAAAGAUUCAGUAGCAAGCGCAGAGCUAUUUUCCAUGUUGCACAAAUCACCAGAACAAAAUCAAAAGAAAACCACAACUGGUGAUAUCGAACAACCACCAAAGGUUAAUAAAGAGGCUAGUAAUGAGUUAAUGUCAGCACUUUUUUCAAAACCAGCUCCAGCACCAACCACACCAAAUGUUAUUGACCAGUACCCACAGACACAGGUGGAGCAGACCCCAAGAGAACCAGGGACACAUUCAUCAGGGUUGAUGAGUUUACUCACUAAGACACCAAGUUCUAACUCGGCAUCAUCACCUGCUCCAAUUCUUGCAACUACUUCAUCAACUACGGAGAAUCAGGAUUCACAAAGCAAACACUCAAAGAACCUUUUGAAUUUACUCUUCAAGAGAUGAUAUAAGUACCUACGACGAAUUCUUAAGCUUGAGUUAUAAGCUAGUAUUAUUUUCAGCUUAAUUCGAGGUUUUUUUUCUUCUUCUAAAUAUGUAAGUUAGAUGCCAUGUGUUGCAAUUCAAAACACAUAUGGAAUGAACAUGUACGGAACCUCAGCCUUGUAUUUGAUCCAGUCAUCACCGUAUUUCUUCUCCAACUUAGCCUGGUCUCUAAAUGCUCUAUGGACCAAUACGAUAGUGAAGAAGAUAGGGAAGAACCAAGGCAAUGGAGAAGCAGUACCACAGACCAAACCCCAGAUCAUGGCUUGUGUCCAAUCAGCUGUGUAAUGUGGCUUUCUAGCGUAUUUCCACCAUCCAU